CUUUAAAAUGACAAUAGGGGAUUACGAGGUGGUCCUGAACGCAGCAUUUGACUGGCAUUCCUGCAGUCUAAUCCAGAGUGAGCCGCGACAUGUACCGUCCGUCUUUUCCAUUUGAUUAAUAAAAAGACCACAGAUAUUGUUUUUUGUUCGCUCUUCUCUUAAAGCCGUUUUUGGAACCGUCGGGUUGUUGGUUUCUCAUUCGGAGCUCGUCCGGACUUCGCAGACGUGACGUUGGGACAAUGGAAUCUAACAUGAUCCCGGACAGUAUCCGCCCUCCGCGGCUGCAGCCAGGCAUCGGAUUCGGUUCAGCACCAACCGGGACCCUCCGUUUCUCUCUGCGGCCCGGGGUUACCGUCCCCAUCGCUCCCCUGCUGCCGUCCCCGGCCUCCCUGUGCGCCUCCUCCGGGCCUCCCCCUCCUCCGCCGCCGCUGCAGCUCCACAGCCUGUACGGAGGCGCGGCGGGGCUCGGACCGGGGACCGCCGGGAACCCGGCAGUGCUGAAGGAGGCGGUGGAGGCGGUAGUCCGCAGCUUCGCCAAACACACGCAGGGCUACGGCAGAGUAAACGUUGUGGAAGCUUUGCAGGAGUUUUGGCAGAUGAAGUUGACUCGAGGGGCCGACCUGCGGAACGGAGCUCUGGUUGUCUAUGAAAUGGUCCCAUCCAAUAGCCCUCCAUAUGUUUGUUAUGUUAGCCUUCCAGGAGGAAGCUGCUUUGGAAGUUUCCAGUUUUGUCCCACCAAAGCGGAGGCGAGACGCAGCGCUGCCAAAAUUGCACUUAUGAACUCUGUUUUCAAUGAGCAUCCCUCUCGUCGCAUCACAGAUGACUUCAUAGAGAAAAGCGUGAGUGAGGCUUUGGCCUCCUUCAAUGGAAACAGAGAGGAAGCUGACAAUCCCAACACAGGAAUUGGAGCGUUUCGCUUUAUGCUUGAAUCCAACAAAGGAAAGUCCAUGCUGGAGUUUCAGGAGCUGAUGACUGUGUUCCAGCUCCUGCACUGGAAUGGAAGCCUAAAGGCCAUGCGAGAACGACAGUGUUCCCGACAGGAAGUGCUGGCUCACUAUUCCCAUCGGGCUCUGGAUGACGACAUGCGCACUCAAAUGGCUGCCGACUGGGUGAAUCGGGAGCAGAGCGUCGCCAACACUGUCGCCCAGGAGCUGGCGUCCACUGAGCGAGAACUGGAGGAAGCCAGGCUGGCGGGCAGAGAACUACGCUUUUAUAAGGAGAAGAAAGACAUCCUGAUGUUAGCGGUGGGUCAGCUCAGUGCCGCCAACACGGCCACUCUGCCCUCGCACUAAACCUGAAGUCCGGCGUGGAAAGAGGCCUUCGGUCUCCAUAAGAGUCCUGGUAACAGUAUUGAACACUUCUUAUGUGUGUCAGCUUUGAGGGUUUGUCUCUUGUGUAAGGUCAUAAGGAGCAGGUUAAUCUGUUGCAUACGCCUCCAUCCAUAAAACAAGCACAUGCCGCUUUAGCCAUUACCUCUUUGUGCCUAGGAAUUACAGGAAAACAGCGCUUUCUUCGAACACCUGUAGGUGCACUUGGCAUACCGGCUGCCUGAGAAUUACUUUUUUUUUUAACCAAACAGAUUUUUAGGAAUAUUUUUUGCAGAAAUAUCAACAGCAAAUGCCAUACAGUAAAUUAAAGUAAGGCGUGUUUACCGUUUCAAAAAUAAAAUAAAUAAAUAAAAAAU
This is a messenger RNA of Thalassophryne amazonica, 1684 nucleotides long. It is a transcript of the gene lix1l, whose product is annotated as limb and CNS expressed 1 like. Gene Ontology annotation, biological process: autophagosome maturation. Gene Ontology annotation, cellular component: cytoplasm. The transcript has 6 exons. The coding region runs from base 240 to 1292 and encodes 350 amino acids. Lineage: Eukaryota; Metazoa; Chordata; Actinopteri; Batrachoidiformes; Batrachoididae. The record is from RefSeq and is a predicted model, not a curated record.